AUGAGCAAAAGGACACAAUUGAAUACAUACCAGGUGUGAGGGUUAUAGAGCAAAAGGACUUGCCAUCAUAUCUUCAACAAACUAAUACGGAGGGGCAACAAUUCUUAGAUAAGGCAUUUAAGGAAGUCAAAAAAGCAGAUUUCAUACUUUGCAACACAGUCCAAGAGCUUGAAUCACAUUCCAUUUUUGUCCUUCAAGAGAAAAAAUCCAUAUAUGCAAUUGGUCCCCUACUUAAUUUUCCAAAUGGGUUCACUAAGAGAAAUAUUGUUCCCACAAGCAUGAGGACUGAGUUUGACUGCAGCCAAUGGCUCAACACAAAGCCUCAAGGUUCAGUUUUGUACAUCUCGUUUGGUAGCUCCAUUCCUUCUCAAAAGAGUGACAUUGAAGAAAUAGCACAUGGGCUUGUGAAAAGUGGGGUGAACUUCAUAUGGGUUCUUCGUCAUGAUUGUGUGAGUUUUGAAGAGCCUUAUUUUUUGCCAAUUGGGAUUCAAGAUGAGAUCAAAGGUAAGGGUUUGGUCGUGACGUGGACCAAUCAGAUUGAGAUUAUGUCACAUCCUUCAAUAGGAGGGUUCUUAACACAUUGUGGAUGGAAUUCGAUAAUCGAAAGUCUACAAUGUUCCGGUGUUCCUCUUUUGUGUUUUCCGCUAAGGGGAGAUCAGUUCACCAAUAGGAAGAUAGUGGUCGAUGAUUGGGGGAUUGGAAUAAACCUAUGUGAUAGUAAGCCGUUGACUAGGGUGGAAGUAGCAGCAAAAAUCAACCGUUUGAUGCUUGGAAAAUCAGCUAACAAGUUGAAGAAAGAGGUAAUUAAGGUGAGGCAGAUGGUAUUGAAUGCCUUGCCGAUAAAUGGUUCAUCAGAGAAAAGUUUAUCCAAUUUUAUUAUUGACGUGAAGGCCAAAAUUAAUGGACGAAUUGCCGAUGAUCAAUAGGACGAAUUGCCGAUGAUCAAUAGGUCAAAUGAGAUGGAACAGGGUAGCAUAGGAUUGAGUUUAUGAGGGCAUGUGUUUAAAAAAAUAAUGGACAAAUUUGACAAAUCCUCUUAAAGCUCUUUUCU
This is a messenger RNA of Morus notabilis, 1051 nucleotides long. Its product is annotated as UDP-glycosyltransferase 86A1-like. Gene Ontology annotation, molecular function: UDP-glycosyltransferase activity. The annotation marks the transcript as partial. The record is from RefSeq and is a predicted model, not a curated record. Lineage: Eukaryota; Viridiplantae; Streptophyta; Magnoliopsida; Rosales; Moraceae. The transcript has a single exon.